AGUCUCAGUGGCUGAAAGUCCAACUGCCAGAAGACUGUGUUCUGGGACUGUUGGUUACCAUGGCAACACGAGGACCCAUGUUAUAAUCAGAAAUUUGCAAUGAGGGGAGAAAAGGGUUGAAAGCCACAAGCGCUGUCCCCUUGCUGCCUGGGCAUCCUCUCUCCACACCCACGGGCUGAAGAGGAUCCCUGCGGAGGGAAGAGGCCAGCGUAGCGGUGGCCACUGCUGCCUUGUCAUGUGGUUGCCUGAGGCAGUUCCUGUCUGAGGAAUGUAGAGCCUGUUGGGUGAGGCGAACAUAAAGAGCUUAUUUUAGGACAGCACGAACGAGGUUGGAAUUUGCCCUUGACAAAUAACAAAAUGAUGAGUGACGCAAGCGACAUGCUGGCCGCGGCGCUGGAACAGAUGGACGGCAUCAUAGCAGGUUCUAAGGCACUGGAAUAUUCCAAUGGGAUCUUUGAUUGCCAGUCUCCCACCUCCCCAUUCAUGGGCAGCUUGCGAGCCCUGCACUUGGUAGAGGACCUGCGUGGGCUGCUAGAGAUGAUGGAGACGGAAGAGAAGGAAGGCCUGAGGUGCCAGAUACCAGAUUCCACAGCAGAAACGCUGGUGGGAUGGCUACAGAGUCACAUGACAAAUGGACACCUAUCUGGGAACGGAGAUGUGUACCAGGAAAGGCUCGCCCGUUUAGAGAAUGAUAAAGAAUCCCUUGUUCUUCAGGUAAGUGUGUUAACAGACCAGGUAGAGGCUCAGGGAGAGAAGAUCCGGGAUUUGGAGUUUUGUCUGGAGGAGCACCGAGAGAAGCUAAACGCCACAGAGGAAAUGCUGCAGCAGGAGCUGCUGAGUAGGACAUCCUUAGAAACGCAGAAGUUAGAUCUCAUGGCUGAAAUAUCUAACUUGAAGUUAAAACUGACAGCUGUAGAGAAGGACAGGUUGGAUUAUGAAGAUAGAUUCAGAGACACAGAGGGGCUAAUGCAGGAGAUAAAUGAUUUGAGGUUAAAAGUCAGUGAAUUGGACAGUGAAAGACUUCAGUAUGAAAAAAAGCUUAAAUCAACCAAAGAUGAACUGGCAUCCUUGAAGGAGCAACUGGAAGAGAAGGAAUGUGAGGUGAAUAGAUUACAAGAGCAGCUGGCCUCCAGGAUGAAGGGAGAAGGCAUUGAAAUCCCUGAUCGAGAUGAAAAUUUUAAAAAGAAGCUCAAAGACAAAAAUAUUGAAGUUCAAAAAAUGAAAAAGGCGAUGGAGUCUUUGAUGGCAGCCAAUGAAGAAAAGGAUCGGAAAAUAGAAGAUCUUCGACAGUGCCUGAACAGGUACAAGAAAAUGCAAGAUACAGGGGUGCUGGCCCAAGGUAAAAAAGGCCAAGAUGGAAACUACGAAGAUCUCCUCUCUUCCAGCUCCUUCUCCACUUUGCUGGAUGUGCAGGGUUUUAGUGAUCUGGAGAAAAGUCUGUCCUCCACCCCCGUGAUGGGAUCUCCCAGCCGCGACCCAUUUAACACAAGUGUUUCAGAAGAGUUCCACAGCAGCAUAUUGCAAGUUUCUAUCUCUUCGCCACUGCCGGCAGCAAAAGGUUUACAAACUCCUGAAAAAACACAAUUGCCUCCUAAACCGGAUACUUCACCGGAUGAGAAUGAUGGAAAGACAGUCCUUGGUGCAGCUGUCGAAAGCCAGCGGAACGAUAGUCUUUCAACUUCAAGUCUACAGAAGUCUAGCAGCCUGAGCAAUCUGAAGAAGGAAUCAUCAGAUGGGGAUAAAGCACAGGCAGAAAGCAGCCCUUUUGAGAGCCUCCCCCCAAAAGUUCCAGGACAUGGUGUCUCCGCAGAUGACAACCCCUUUGGCACCCGAAAAGCCAGAUCUUCCUUUGGUCGUGGCUUUUUUAAAAUUAAAAGUAACAAGAGGACGGCAAGUGCACCUAACCUGGACCGUGCGCGGAGUGCCAGUGCGCCCACCCUAGCUGAAACAGAAAAGGAGACAGCUGAGCACCUGGAUCUGGCAGGGGUAUCCUCUCGGCCCAAAGAGUCCCAGGGGAGUAGUCCCUUCCAGCUGUCCCCACCGUCUCCAGAUUCCAAAAAGAAAUCCAGAGGCAUCAUGAAACUUUUUGGAAAACUCAGAAGAAGUCAGUCAACGACAUUCAACCCAGAGGACAUGUCUGAGCCCGAGUUCAAGAGAGGAGGGACAAGGGCCACGGCAGGGCCCCGACUAGGCUGGUCUCGAGAUUUGGGACAGACUAACAGUGACCUGGAUAUGCCAUUUGCCAAAUGGACCAAGGAGCAGGUGUGCAGCUGGCUUGUGGAGCAGGGCUUGGGUUCCUACUUGAAUUCUGGCAAGCACUGGAUCGCCUCUGGCCAGACACUUCUGCAGGCUUCUCAGCAAGACCUGGAGAAAGAACUUGGAAUCAAGCAUUCACUUCAUCGAAAGAAACUCCAGCUUGCUCUCCAAGCCCUGGGAUCUGAAGAAGAAACUAAUCAUGGAAAACUGGAUUUCAACUGGGUUACUAGAUGGUUGGAUGAUAUUGGUCUCCCCCAGUACAAGACCCAGUUUGAUGAGGGACGGGUAGAUGGUCGAAUGCUCCAUUACAUGACCGUGGAUGACUUACUGUCUUUGAAGGUUGUGAGUGUGCUCCAUCAUCUCAGUAUCAAAAGGGCCAUCCAAGUCCUGCGGAUCAAUAACUUUGAACCCAACUGUCUGCGGAGGCGGCCGUCGGACGAGAGCAGCGUCACCCCAGCAGAGGUUCAACAGUGGACCAACCACCGUGUGAUGGAGUGGCUGCGCUCCGUGGAUCUGGCGGAGUAUGCCCCCAACCUCAGAGGCAGCGGCGUCCACGGAGGGCUCAUGGUUCUGGAACCUAGGUUUAAUGUUGAAACCAUGGCUCAGUUACUGAAUAUCCCACCAAGUAAGACCUUGUUGCGAAGACACUUGGCCACUCAUUUUAACCUUCUGAUCGGUGUGGAGGCCCAGCACCAGAAGCGCGAUGCCAUGGAGCUGCCGGAUUAUGUCCUGCUCACAGCUACUGCCAAAGUGAAGCCAAAGAAACUUACCUUUAGCAAUUUUGGGAAUCUGAGAAAGAAGAAACAGGAAGAUGGCGAGGAAUAUGUUUGUCCGAUGGAGCUGGGGCAGGCAUCAGGGAGCACAUCUAAGAAGGGAUUCAAGGCUGGCUUGGACAUGCGCCUCUACGACGAAGAUGACUUGGAUCGUCUAGAGCAGAUGGAAGAUUCAGAAGGGACAGUGAGACAGAUUGGUGCAUUCUCCGAAGGCAUCAACAAUCUAACACACAUGCUGAAGGAAGAUGACAUGUUUAAAGACUUCGCUGCCCGCUCGCCCAGUGCCAGCAUCACUGAUGAGGACUCGAAUGUUUGACAGCAGUGCAUAGAGGAGCGUCCUUCUCUGCUCUACUUCUCUUGUGCUCACGGAAUAUAUCCAGCAAGCCAGAGAUUGUAUAUUGCUUAUUGUUCCAACUUCUGCUUGUUUGAAAGUGAAGAUGGAAGGCGGGGGCCACAUGCCUCUUCUGCAGUUGCCACAAAAGCUGACACUGGUGAAUGAGCAUCUAAUUGCUCUUUUUCUAUUUAAUGUAAAAACCUGUGAUAUAUUAUAUUUAAAGUGCUGCAUUCAAGAUGAUUAUUUUACCAUAGUGUUUGCAAUCACCUUCACAGGCCGGGGGUUGGGGGCUGUGACCAGUGUGGGGGGCACCCUGACCCAUCAGCGCACAGCCCCAUGGGUGUCCAAGCAGGAUGCAUGCUCACCCUUGCCACGUGUGCUUUGUCCAAGCCUCACCUCCGCUUGCCUCCUACUGUCCUGUUUUUAUAUAUUUUUCUAAAUAUAUGUAUAUAUCUAGUACAUAGAAAAAAAUACAACUUUUAUUUUGUGACUUAAGGAAGAUGGUAAAAUGGCCACAUUUAAGAAAUCUUUAUAGUAUUGGAUAUUUCUUCUGCCAGCAGCUUCCUGAAGCCCUGGAGAUAGUCUUUGCUUCUCCACAGCUAAAUUUUAACAAUGUUGCUCAUCCAGGUCAAAUUAGUAUCUAGAAAAUACCCCUUCUUGGAUGGCCCUACAUAGAGUUGUUCAGCAGAUUUUUAAGAAUGCCCACAUUCUUUACCUCAAGAGCAAGAUACUCAAGGGGAACCUUUGAAAACUGUAAACUUGAAUGCAUUCAAAAGAGCCCCUCAAAUUUGUAGAAAAAAAUUAUCAAGAAACCAAAAUAAAACCCUUUACAGUAUUACACUUAUUGUCCUUUGGGCUCAAUACAUCACUGCAUCAGACUCCGAGCAGCCUGCCGCACGUCAGUCACCACACGUUUCUCAGGCUCUCCAGGAUGGGAUUUUUUUAAAGCUAAAUUUGAUCUCAGUCAGGGUUCAGAAACUCUGAGGCUACGAAAUCAUUUUACAAUGGCUGUGGGGUGAUACUACAACGUACCUCAUGUUUUUCUGUAACACAGGGUCCAACUAUUCUUUCUAAAGAAAGAGAAAGCCAGAGCAGAAACCAUCACUGUGUUUUUUUUUUUUAAGGGUGUUAUAACAAAUACUCUAUUUUGUAUGCUACCUGCCAUCAUUACUCAUGGUGACCGACUGUGGCAAAGACAGGUUUUCACAAAUUGGUGGGGGGAGGGGGGAGGGCACGGGCAGCUGGGUAGGCUGACAUAGGCCCAUGGGCUUGGUUAUAAACUCAACUUGAAGGCUAAUUGUAUGUUCUUUCACGUGAUCAGAAGUCAGUCACCAAGCUCCUCUUCAAGGAACUUGAAGCAAAUCACUAUUUACUCAUAACUAAAAUAAUAUGAGGAGGAUAAUGAUCAUUUGCUCCCUUCCACUCAUGAUUUAGUAACUGUAUGGGCCUCUUUCUGUAUUUGUACUUUAUUUUAAUGUGGACCUAUGUCACCAUUCAAGGAACAAUUUGUUAUUCAAACCUGGUUAAAAUACCCAGAGUCUGUUCUAGAUGCCAAAUACUCUUUCUUCAGGACAUUGUAAGUAAUGCUAUGUGAUAAGGUUAAAAGUCUUUUUGAUGCUAUAUUUACAAAAUAUUAUGCACUGCCGGUAUUCCCUUAUGAAAGGAAAUAAAGUCAACUGAUAAUUGCCUCACGCUUCUUAUU
Talpa occidentalis (Iberian mole) is the source of this 5065-nucleotide messenger RNA. It is a transcript of the gene PPFIBP1, whose product is annotated as PPFIA binding protein 1. The coding region runs from base 358 to 3345 and encodes 995 amino acids. NCBI's taxonomy places the organism in Eukaryota, Metazoa, Chordata, Mammalia, Eulipotyphla, Talpidae. Gene Ontology annotation, cellular component: presynaptic active zone. The transcript is spliced from 28 exons. The record is from RefSeq and is a predicted model, not a curated record. Gene Ontology annotation, molecular function: protein binding. Gene Ontology annotation, biological process: neuromuscular junction development.